This is a messenger RNA of Rhinichthys klamathensis goyatoka, 1284 nucleotides long. It is a transcript of the gene ptger2b, whose product is annotated as prostaglandin E receptor 2b (subtype EP2). The record is from RefSeq and is a predicted model, not a curated record. Gene Ontology annotation, biological process: inflammatory response; adenylate cyclase-activating G protein-coupled receptor signaling pathway; cellular response to prostaglandin E stimulus. Bases 19 to 1095 code for a protein of 358 amino acids. The transcript is spliced from 2 exons. Gene Ontology annotation, cellular component: plasma membrane. Lineage: Eukaryota; Metazoa; Chordata; Actinopteri; Cypriniformes; Leuciscidae. Gene Ontology annotation, molecular function: prostaglandin E receptor activity.
AGAAAAAAAGAAGUUUUUAUGGCAUCAGACGCGAAAAAUGUCAGCUGCCAGGAGCGCCUCGAUGUCUCUGAAGGAUCUCCCACAACAUCUGCGAUCAUGUUUUCCGCCGGUGUCCUUGGGAACGUGGUCGCAUUAAUUCUCUUGGAAAUACGGCGGAGGAAACAACCCGCAUCUUUGUUCCAAGUCCUGGUCACAUCUUUGGUCAUCACAGAUUUGCUGGGAACUUUCUCCGUCAGUCCUCUGGUUUUAACUGCGUACUUGAGGAAGCAGUCUUUGCUCGGGAUGAAUGAAAAAAAAUUCGUUUGCGGGCACUUUGGAUAUGCAAUGACAUUUUUCAGCUUGGUCACUCUCGCUAUUCUUCUCUCCAUGGCCGUGGAGCGCUGGCUCUCCUUAGGACAUCCUUACUUUUAUGAGAAGCGCUUGAGUAAACGUUGCGGGUACAUCACCAUAGCUCUCAUUUACUUGCUUUGCGCUCUUUUCUGUGUCACACCUUUCUUCGGUUUUGGGAAGUAUAUUCAAUACUGUCCGGGUACGUGGUGCUUCGUUGACAUGAACCCAUCAGAGACCAAUCAUAAAGUGUUCAAUAUCAUCUACGCGACUUGCUUGCUCGUGAUGAUUGUGUGUACGGUUUUGUGCAACGUGUCCGUCAUCUAUCAUCUUUCACUAAUGUACCGAAGACGCAAGGCGCACCGGAGCUCUAUCCGACGGCAGCAAGGUCACAAGAGGCAUCGGUCCAUCGCGAAGGAGGUCGAACAUCUGGUGCUGCUCGGGUUCAUGACCAUAGCAUUCGUCAUUUGCUCUCUUCCUCUUGUGAUUCAUCUGUACUUCUCUGGCCAAGAAGGUAAAAAUGGUCUCAUACCCCUUCUUUUCGUAUCAGUCAACCCCAUCAUAGACCCCUGGGUCUUCAUCAUCCUCAGUCCCCCGGUGCCUCGCCUGCUCUGGGACAAGAUGUGCAAGACCAUAAAGUCCAAACCCACACAGGAGAAGGUCCGCAGCAUUCAUCCAGUCCUGUAUCAGAAAAGCCCUCCUGGAGAUUCAGAAGGAGGCAGUUUUCUGAAAGUUUACACGGGAAUUCCAGGAUCUGCUGGCUCCUGAUCUCUAAAACCUCCCUGUGUUCGUGGGAAUGACUAUGGAGUGAUUGCUCACCCAUAUUACGAAAAUAACAGAUGCAGACGUUUCGGGUCACUGGAUACCUGAGCAGCUGGGCUUGAGACCUCAGGGGUAAAGAGCUUGGUGGUGGUGCACCUGUGAUGUCAUGGAGAAUAUACAAGAUUAUAGUUUUUU